This is a messenger RNA of Suillus clintonianus, 1591 nucleotides long. Its product is annotated as concanavalin A-like lectin/glucanase domain-containing protein. Lineage: Eukaryota; Fungi; Basidiomycota; Agaricomycetes; Boletales; Suillaceae. The record is from RefSeq and is a predicted model, not a curated record. The coding region runs from base 194 to 1435 and encodes 413 amino acids. The transcript has 9 exons. Gene Ontology annotation, biological process: glucan catabolic process. Gene Ontology annotation, molecular function: hydrolase activity, hydrolyzing O-glycosyl compounds.
CUUCUGUCACGCGCCUCAUGUUUGUUCGGAUUCAGUCAUGAUGCAUGAGUCGCGGCUCGCCGAAAGCUACAACGCGCGGUAAAGUAUGUAAUGAUUCAUUCCAAAGGGCCUCGAGCUCCAAACCACCCCUUCUCCAGCCGGUAGCGCUCCCACUUGUCUGACCAUCACCACUCGAAAAUUUCUGACUAUAUGAAUGCCCUCGGGCUUUCCUCUGUCUGGCAUAUUUUCACACUUCGUGACCAUGAAGUACUGGCUUGCAUUUGAAGUCUUUGCUUCUUAUAUAUAUUCUGUGGUGGGCUAUAGUCUCGUCCGCGAAUAUUCGGGGCAGAGCUUCUUUGAUCUAUGGGACUUUUAUGGCGGUUAUGACAACACGACUCAAGGUAAUGCCAUAUGGGUCAACCAAUCCUAUGCAACCAGUCAGAAGCUAGCAUAUGUAGACAGUCAAGGAAAUGUCAUAAUCAAGGUGGACAACAUAACAGACGUGCCUAUGGGCCAGAACCGUAGCUCAGUUCGCAUAACCACUCAAGAUACUUAUGAUGUUGGAAGCCUUUGGAUAAUUGAUCUCAAUCACAUACCGUUUGGAUGCUCGGUUUGGCCCGCGUUUUGGAGUUUUGGGCCUAACUGGCCAGAGGAUGGGGAGAUAGAUAUCAUCGAGGGCAUCAACUUGAUGUCCGAUAAUCAAAUAAGUAUUCACAGUACGCCAGGAUGCACUCAAAAUGGAUCAGAAUAUCAACUUGGUACAAGCGGUGCAACGACCAACUGUUCUGAACCCUCUGGAUGCACAGUGAUGGAAACCUCUCCGAAUAGUUAUGGAAGCGGUUUCGCGGCAGCUGGUGGGGGCGUUUGGGCUACGCAGUUUGAUGUGUCGGGUAUCUUUAUCUGGUUCUGGAGUCGUCCUGACGUGCCCACUUCCAUCCUUCAAGUUGAUUCAGCUUCCAUGGAUGUCACUCAAUGGGGGAUUCCGCAUGCCAGUUAUCCUUCUAGCAGUUGCAACAUCACCCAAUAUUUCACUGCGCAGAACCUAGUUUUAGACAUUACUCUUUGUGGAAACUGGGCAGGGGCUGGAGGAUCCUAUAAUGCGUCAUGUGGCAAUUCAGGUCCAACAGGCCUAUGUUAUCAGGACUGCGUAGUUGGGCCUGGAAGUCCACGAUAUGAUAACGCAUAUUUCAACGUUUCUUAUGUUCGUGCAUAUACCUCUGCUCUGCCAUCCGCCACUUCAACGACAUCCAUUAUUCCAACGACAUCCACCACUCCUACAACAGCAACGACGAGCUCGACGACAAGCUACGGUGGGCAAUUCAUCGAGAGCUCCGAUAACAAUGGAUGGGGCGCAGUAGUGAUGCUUCUCAUUGCAGCCCCAAUUGCCGUAAUCGGUUCAUGGCCGCUCAUGUUCAAGAAGUGGCGUCAGGGCAUACCACCAGUACAGUCCGCGUAGUUUCACUUCACUUAUGGCUGUUUAUGACUCAGACGACUUAAAUAACUUACGGCUGCCUUUUAUAUCUAGAUUGGACAAAGAGCCACUGACAGAUUGAUGUACUAUUGUUAUGCACAAGUAAACGACAGACUUGCGUUUCAUGUGACACGUACUACC